GAUGAUAUUUUCCAUUCGAAAAAGUCGAAAAAUUCAAAAUAUGGAAGGUGGACCUUAGCUAAGCAGUAAGAUGUAACAGAUGUUAAUUGGCACUUGGUGUUUGAUGUUAAGUUGAAUAUUCUGCUCAACAUUAAUUUUUUUUGUACUAAAAAACGGUUUAUCCCACAGAACAGUAACUCGACCAUUAUGUUUCUUCUAACAGUUAGUUACCCCAUGUAUUACGCGCUUUUUCCAAACCUCGCGUAAUUAGCCCAGAUCCUUUUGAUUUCAAUGCAUCAAGAUAUCGUUUUUUCACACUGGACGGCCAUGGUGCAAUUAACAGAGAGUACAGAGCGUGGGUUGGAUUUGCUAACGGACUAGGCAUGUAUCGUAUCCGCGACGUAGGAUCGAACGAUACCGCAAAACAAGUUGCAUAGAAAAACGUUCCGCAGCUAGAUUCACGGUCUGUAUGUCGUAAUCGCUAAUUAUAUCUGUUUCUAUAAAAAUGACCAUUCGUUCGGCCGGUCAGUUCGCGUCGAACAUGCUCCGGUGUACGAUCUUCGUCGUACAGCUCUUUGGUCUUCUGGCCACAUGCUGUUGCACCUUGCUAUAUAGAAACACGUAUAACGAGGCGCCGACUCCGAUCAAUUGCAGUCAGGGUAAGAAUUCUACCGAAUGUAUAACCAGGACUAUGCAGCAUACUGAAGAUAGAAGGAAUGAAGUAUCGGGUAGAGAAUCCAGGAUGAUUGAGAAAGAAGAACUGGGGAACGCUAACUCUGGUGUCGAACAGGUUACUGGACGAAGAAAAAAAAACAGAGGGUAUGGACAGAUGUUGCUGUAUUUCUUAGGUGCGUCUAAGCUGACUAUGCUUUACGUAUUAAUUAAUGCUGUUGCUGCGAUUGCUGGGAAAGCCCUAAUUGUAGGCAAAGUUGCUCUAGUGAUUGCAGCCGCGGUCGCAUUAAAGAAAGCUUUUGAACACAAAGAGAAAGUAUCGUACGAGAUAAUCAAACAUCCAUAUCAUAGUUACGAGCAUAGUUUCAGCACAGACGUGGACUACGACCAUCAGGGUGGAUUUGGAGAAUAUGGUUAUAACUAUCGGAAACGACGAAGAAUUUUCUACUAAG
Molecule: messenger RNA, 1103 nt
Organism: Bombus impatiens (common eastern bumble bee)
Lineage: Eukaryota; Metazoa; Arthropoda; Insecta; Hymenoptera; Apidae
Exons: 3
Coding region: 485-1102 (205 amino acids)
Source: RefSeq, a predicted model, not a curated record